This is a messenger RNA of Penicillium olsonii, 1002 nucleotides long. NCBI's taxonomy places the organism in Eukaryota, Fungi, Ascomycota, Eurotiomycetes, Eurotiales, Aspergillaceae. The record is from the annotation of a GenBank genome assembly.
AUGAGAUUGGAUCAUCUUGCGCUUCUCGCUGCUGUGGCUGGAUCUGCGGCAGCAUCCCCUGUUAAGAGCCAUGCGAAGAGAGCAUCGCCCUUCAAAUGGUUUGGUACAAGUGAAUCAGGAGCUGAAUUUGGCGAGGGCAAUCUUCCGGGCACUUUCGGAACUGACUAUACAUUCCCUGAUGUCAGUACCAUCAAGACCCUGAAUGGCCUUGGGAUGAACAUCUUCCGAGUUCCUUUCCUCAUUGAGCGUAUUGCACCAAGCUCCCUGUCAGGGGCGCUGGAUGAUACCUACCUGGGAAAGCUCGCUUCAGUGGUGAAAUCUAUCACCGACACAGGAGCCCAUGCCGUGCUUGAUCCGCACAAUUUCGGAAGAUACAACGGAGCCAUCAUCUCGAGUGCGUCCGACUUCCAGGCAUUCUGGAAGAAGCUCGCAGGCGAAUUCGCCUCCAACGAGCUUGUCGUUUUCGACACUAACAACGAGUUCCAUGACAUGGACCAGGAUCUCGUGCUGAAGCUCAACCAGGCAGCUAUCGAUGGCAUCCGCGCAGCUGGAGCAACCACCCAGUACAUCUUUGUCGAGGGCAACUCCUACACAGGCGCCUGGACCUGGACAGACGUGAACGACAACCUGAAGGACCUGACAGAUCCCCAGGACAAGAUCGUUUACGAGAUGCACCAAUACCUCGACUCCGACGGAUCAGGCACGAGCGAAACCUGUGUAUCGACCACGAUCGGAAAGGAACGAGUGACGGCCGCCACGCAGUGGUUGCAGGACAACAAGAAGGUCGGUGUUCUGGGUGAGUUCGCAGGUGGUGUGAAUGACCAGUGCAAGACGGCGAUCACCGGGAUGCUCGAUUAUCUUGGCGAUAACUCGGAUGUCUGGCUUGGUGCGAUGUGGUGGGCUGCUGGUCCUUGGUGGGGUGAUUACAUCUUCAGUCUGGAGCCGACGAGCGGUACCGCAUACAAGGGUAUGCUGUCGACGCUGAAGCCAUACUUCGUAUAG